Messenger RNA from Trichoderma citrinoviride, 2025 nucleotides. RefSeq lists its product as hypothetical. The transcript is spliced from 2 exons. The coding region runs from base 4 to 2025 and encodes 673 amino acids. Gene Ontology annotation, biological process: ribosomal large subunit biogenesis; protein import into nucleus. The record is from RefSeq and is a predicted model, not a curated record. Lineage: Eukaryota; Fungi; Ascomycota; Sordariomycetes; Hypocreales; Hypocreaceae.
AAAAUGGGCAAAUCAAAGAAAUCCAAGGGCGGCUACCGCAGCGAUCCCGUCGCCAAAACCGUCAAGCCUCCCUCAGACCCUGAACUCGCCGCUCUGAGAGAAAGCAAGAUCCUUCCCAUCAUCAACGACCUCAAAAGCGCCGAUCCGAAAUCUCGCUCAACCGCUGCCUCGCUCAUCUCCAGCAUCAUCCAGGACACCAAGUGCCGCAAGCUGCUGCUGCGAGAACAGAUUGUCUACACUGUUCUUACCCAAACGCUGACAGACGCUGCUCUUGAGAGUCGGGCUGCCGGCUGGGGGAUCUUGCAGGUCCUGGCCCAGGAGGAAGAGGCUGACUUCUGUGUCCAUCUGUUCAGACAAGAUGUUUUGACGGCGAUUGAGUUUGCUUCAAAGCUGAUUCAAGACAAGAUUACCUCAACAGAAACCCCCUUUGCGAAGCUGCCCAAAGCUGAAAAAGGCUUCGUUUCAAGUAUUGCUGCAUCUUUAGUCUCACUGUUAACAGCCCUGGCCGAGGCCAGCGAGGAGAUAUUGGAAGCUAUCUGCAACAACUCGACCAUCACCAAUCUACUGUUCACACUCAUCUCAUACAGGCCCCAAGAUGAGCAAGAUCCCAUAGCAGACAUCCGCGGAGACGCCAUGGCUUGUCUCAUGAUUCUCUCCGAAGACAACUCAGAUCUAGCCCAGAAGCUCACCUGCCGUGGCAGUACUACCUGCUAUGAGGCGCUGGUAGGUCUGAGGAACGACGUCAGCGGAGAUGGCAUCUUGGCUUGUACCAUUCUUCACAACAUCUACGCCUCUCUUCUCGGACUGAAGAACGUUUCGCCAAAGACCGACGUUGCCGACGACUCAGACCUUGUACCAACCCUUACAAAGGCCAUCGCUGGCUACGUGCCCGGGCAGAACGUCGCCAACGGCAGCAGCUGGUCUAGUCCUUCGGAAUAUCAACAGCUGGCCCUGGAAACGCUUGCGUCCAUCGGCACAAGUCUAGUCUCUGCAAUGAGCGGCCCCCAAUCAUCUUCCAGAAAGGAGCUGGGAGCUUCUGAAGCCGAAAAGGAGGACGGUGACGAAGAUGGCGACGAUGACGAAAACAUGGACGAAGUGCUCUCUGACAAGGAGGAUGAAGACGACGAAGGUGAUGACGAAGACGACGACAUGGACGAGGCCGAAAUAGAGGCCGAUAUGGACAUGGUCACCGGCGGCGACCACGGCGACGACAACAUCGAUGAGCUCCCCACCCUCAAGGCUCUCAUCCAGGUCGCCCUCCCCGAGCUCAUCCGCCUCGCCACGCUACAACCAUCGGACGAUCUCGCGCUCAAGAUGCAGGCCCACGCCCUCUCCGCCCUCAACAACAUCGCCUGGUCCGUCUCCCUCUUCGACCUCGCCGACGACUCCAACGCCGGCAUCAAGAACGCCUGGACCCCCAUCAGCCGCGCCCUCUGGCAGCAAAUCAUCUCACCGACCCUCGCCUCCGACACCGCCGACGUCGACCUCGCCACGCAAAUUACCAGCCUCGCGUGGGCCGUCGCCCGCGUCCUGCACGGCGAGACGCCCCUCCAGCCCAACGAGCACCGCAAGUUCAUCUCACUCUACCAGGCGACGAAGGGGGCGCCCGCCCGCCUCGACCCGGAGGAUCCCUUCCAGGCUCUCGGCGUGAAGUGCAUCGGGGUGCUCGGACAGCUUGCCAUGCAUCCUUCCCCGACGGACCUCAACCGCGAGAUUGGCACGUUCCUCAUUACUGUCAUUGCGGGCCUUCCGGAUACACCUGCUGCGGAUGCAGUGGAGGCGUUCAACCAGGUCUUUGACAUUUACGGCAACGAAGAGUAUCCGUAUGAUGCGGAAGUUUUCUGGAAGGGCGGCUUCCUGAAGCAUCUCGAUGGCGUGGUGGCAAAGGCAAAGGCCAUGGCCAAGAGCAUCAACAAGAGCGCCCAGUCUGAGCUGAGGCACAGGGCGGACGAGGUCGUCAUGAAUUUGACAAGAUUCUUGGCGUAUAAGAAGAAGCAUAAGCCGGUGGAGGUGACGUUGAGGUAG